This is a messenger RNA of Mesorhabditis spiculigera, 759 nucleotides long. NCBI's taxonomy places the organism in Eukaryota, Metazoa, Nematoda, Chromadorea, Rhabditida, Rhabditidae. The record is from the annotation of a GenBank genome assembly.
AUGAACAAUUCAACCCGUGCAACCUGGAUGGCUCAGCCUCGUUUUAUAAAGGUGAAUUGCACUUGUAUCCUAUAUGCCGCCCCGGGACAAGCUCCAAAUUUCACGGACCCCAUUGAGCAGUUCCUAUUCUUCGAAGGCUACCAAAUUCCGCUUGAAGCGUUCACUCAUGCCGUCCUGCCAAAAGUAUUGAAGCGAAAGCUCGGCGCACGAGUCGUCCCUGCCAGUGAUUUUGAACGUCAUGUUGAGUUGCCCGAAGCCAUAUUCCAGAAAUUACACAUCGAAGAGAAGCUCGCUUUAUUUAUGGCCCCAUCGGCGUCGUAUCGUUCAAUUUUGGGGGAAAUAAUCGAGCAAAAUAUAUUACGCACCGAGCAGUUGCGCCGUAAUGCUUUGAAUUCUAAAUGGUGUACAGAAGGUGAAUGUGAUGCGUUUGUUGAUGAGACAUCAUUGAACGGGACCGGCAUCCACAUCUAUGCGGUCGACCUAUUACAAAUUAUAGAACUCGGCCGGAGAUCGCUUUUUUCUGUAUCUUCAGUAUACGCCGAAUUCUCCAUACCAGUUGUCCAAAAAGAAUACUGCUCUCAUGAUUGCCGAAAAUUUUACUGGGAGUCUAAACGAAAUUGCGAGAACGACUGUCAACAACGCCUGCGCCAUGAUCGAAUAGCAGUGACAGCUGAGAUGAAAGCGAGAUUCCAGACGUUCGUCCGGGCGACUGCUGUUUCGAAUCUACGCGAAAAAUACCGUCAUUUCUUCGUCAACCAC